GGUCGGCUCCGCCCCCGGCGCUGCUGUGUCCGCUGUGCUCGGAAAUGCGGCCAGUGUGAGGCGGCCUGUACCGGGUAGACGCGGAGCGGUCCUGGGACCGGAGAAGCGUACAUGCCGGGGGGAACCGGGGACAGAGACACGGAGGAGGCAGGGCCGGUGGGGCGGUAGCCAGAGGGCAGGAUGCCGCCCGGAGUUUACUGCCCAGUGGACUUCUGGGCCAAGGAGGAGAAUCGGGACAUCUCGGUGGACUUCCUGCUCCCCACGGGCAUUUACCUCAACUUCCCUGUGUCACGCAAUGCCAGUCUUGGAAAUAUUAAGAAGAUACUAUGGCAGCGGGCACAGCAGGAGCCACUAUUCCACACACUGGGGUCCCCGUCCUCUUACGUCUUCACCUGCAUCAACCAGACGGCGGAGCAGCAAGAGCUGGAGGACGAGCAGAGGCGACUGUGCGACAUUCAACCUUUCCUACCGGUCCUGAGGCUUGUGGCCAGGGAGGGUGACCGAGCCGAGAAGCUUCUCAACUCCCAAAUCAGCCUACUCAUUAACAAGGGUCUCCAUGAUUUUGACUCUUUAAACGACCCGGAGGUGAACGAUUUCCGCACCAAAAUGCGCCAAUUCUGCGAGCAGGUAGCGUCGCGGCGCCAGAGCAUGAACUGGGAGAGCUGGAUGGAAUCGAAUUUCCCUCUGCAGCUAGAACCAUCCACCACCCUGUUCAUCAAACCUUCCUCCAGCAAGACCAUCAUGAUCAACGUUAAGUUUCAGAAUAGCGAGGAAACUUUCACCUUACAAGUCUCUCCCCGAGACCUUCCCAUCUCCAUCAUCCGAAUGGCACUACGGAAAAAGUCCAAUGUAUCCGGGCAGCGCUGUCCGGGGGCUCCAGAGGAGUACACCCUACAGAUCAAUGGCAUGCUGGAAUACAUCUACGGCAACUACCCCCUAUGCCAGUUCAAAUACAUCAGCCAGUGUUUGAAGAACAAUUGGACUGCUCACCUUACCCUGGUCACCACCUCUUCCACGUUACCGGACAAACAGGGAGAUCCCACAAUCCUUUGCCCAAAAACUCGGCACAAACCUCCUCCGCUACCUACUAAAAAGCCACAUCAGUGUUCCCUGUGGAGCCUGGAGAAGCCAUUUUGUUUUCAGCUCUUGUAUGGAUACAACGUUAAUGCGGAUGAAGGGUUGAAGCUGUUGGUGUACUGUGGCCUCUACCACGGCAGUGAGCUUCUAUGCAAGACCGUGGCUAGCAACGAGGUGAACGCUUCUUCCGAGCCUCAGUGGCAGCAGACGUUGGAGUUUGAAGUCAACGUGUGUGACCUUCCUCGCAUGACGAGGCUCAGCCUGGCUCUCUAUGCUGUCGACAAGUCGAAGAAAGCCAAGUCUACUAAAAAGAAGUCCAAGAAGGAUUACCCCAUCGCCUGGGUGAACACCAUGCUGUUUAAUUAUAAGGACAUGCUGAAGUGCGGCGAGUACUCGCUCUGUAUGUGGUCGUCUUUUCCAGAUGAGAAGGCAGAACUACUGAAUCCGAUGGGAACCGUACAGUGUAAUCCCAAUACUGAGAGCGCAGCCACAUUGCUGAUCAGUUUCAUCAACAUGUCUGACUAUCCCGUCUACUAUCCCACCAUUGACAAGAUUCUCGAUUUGGGCCGUCUUGGUGAAGUAUCAAACGCCACUCAGGACGAGCGGCAGCAGCUCCAGGAGAUUGUGGAACGGAAGGGCCAAGCUGAGCUGUACGAACAUGAGAAGGAGCUGGUCUGGAAGCUGCGUCAUGAAAUUAAAGAACGCCACCCGGAGGCCCUGCCCAAGCUGCUGCUCACCACCAAGUGGAACAAACACGAGGACGUAGCACAGAUGGUGUAUUUACUGCAGAUGUGGCCGGAGUUGCCUGUCCUCACUGCCUUGGAGUUAUUAGACUUCAACUAUCCCGAUCGAUCUGUGGGAUUGUUCACUAUGAAUUGCCUGAGGAAGCUCACGAAUGAAGAACUGUGCCAAUAUCUGCUGCAGCUGGUUCAGGUUCUCAAGUACGAAUCUUAUUUGGAUUGUGAGCUGACAAUCUUUCUGCUGGAGAGAGCGCUGAUCCACCGCAAGAUCGGUCACUUCCUGUUCUGGCACCUCCGAUCGGAGAUGCAUGUCCCCGCGGUGGCCCUGAGGUUCGGUCUCAUCCUUGAAGCAUAUUGUCGGGGCAGUAACUACCAUAUGAAGGUUCUCAUGAAGCAGGGGGAAGCUCUGUCCAAGCUGAAAGGUCUCAAUGACUUUGUGAGGUCUAGCGUCCAGAAGACCAACAAGCCCCAGGCCAAGGAGGCGAUGCACAUGUGUUUGAGACAGGAGACCUACCUGGAGCCACUCUCCCACCUCUACUCCCCUCUGGACCCCAGCCUGAUUCUGACAGAUGUAUGUGUAGAGCUUUGCACUUUCAUGGAAUCUAAGAUGAAGCCGCUGUGGAUUGUAUACAAUAACGAACUAUCGGGCGGAAAUCGCGUCGGCAUCAUCUUCAAGAAUGGAGAUGAUCUCCGCCAGGAUAUGCUGACACUACAAAUGAUCCGGCUCAUGGAUGUUCUGUGGAAGAAGGAGGGACUGGACCUCCGGGUCACACCUUAUGGCUGCCUAUCGACCGGGGACAAGACUGGCCUUAUUGAAGUUGUCAUGCGUUCUGAUACGAUCGCCAACAUCCAGCGCAACAAGAGCAACAUGGCAGCUACUGCGGCCUUCAACAAAGAUGCACUGCUGAACUGGUUAAAGAGCAAGAAUCCGGGGGACGCUCUGGAAAAAGCCAUCGAGGAGUUCACGCUGUCAUGUGCUGGCUACUGUGUAGCAACCUAUGUCCUGGGCAUUGGGGAUCGCCACAGCGACAAUAUCAUGAUACGGGAAAGUGGACAGCUCUUUCACAUAGAUUUCGGCCACUUCCUGGGUAAUUUUAAGACCAAGUUUGGCUUUAACCGCGAGCGGGUUCCCUUCAUCCUGACGUACGAUUUUGUGCAUGUCAUUCAGCAAGGGAAGACCAAUAACAGCGAGAAAUUUGAGAGGUUCCGAGACUACUGUGAAAAAGCCUACACGAUCCUGCGAUGCCACGGCACUCUCUUCCUUAAUUUGUUUGCACUGAUGAAAGCAGCCGGUCUGCCUGAGCUCACCUGUUCCAAGGACAUCCAGUAUCUCAAGGACUCUCUGGCUUUGGGGAAAAGUGAUGACGAAGCGCUGAAGCAUUUCCGGGUGAAGUUUAAUGAGGCGCUGCGGGAAAGCUGGAAGACCAAAGUGAACUGGUUUGCACACACGGUGUCCAAAGAUAACAGACAGUAGGAGGGGGGCUUGGCUAUUGGCUGGAUUUCAUACAAGGUUCUGGACCUCAGGGGGGGGCGCCAUCGGCCUCCUG
Nanorana parkeri is the source of this 3364-nucleotide messenger RNA. RefSeq names its product phosphatidylinositol-4,5-bisphosphate 3-kinase catalytic subunit delta (gene PIK3CD). Gene Ontology annotation, cellular component: phosphatidylinositol 3-kinase complex; cytoplasm; plasma membrane. The transcript has 23 exons. Bases 181 to 3291 code for a protein of 1036 amino acids. Gene Ontology annotation, molecular function: 1-phosphatidylinositol-4-phosphate 3-kinase activity; 1-phosphatidylinositol-3-kinase activity. The record is from RefSeq and is a predicted model, not a curated record. NCBI's taxonomy places the organism in Eukaryota, Metazoa, Chordata, Amphibia, Anura, Dicroglossidae. Gene Ontology annotation, biological process: cell migration; phosphatidylinositol-mediated signaling; phosphatidylinositol 3-kinase/protein kinase B signal transduction.